Molecule: messenger RNA, 2993 nt
Organism: Eublepharis macularius
Lineage: Eukaryota; Metazoa; Chordata; Lepidosauria; Squamata; Eublepharidae
Product: acyl-coenzyme A thioesterase 1-like
Exons: 3
Coding region: 522-1772 (416 amino acids)
Biological process (GO): fatty acid metabolic process; acyl-CoA metabolic process
Molecular function (GO): fatty acyl-CoA hydrolase activity; protein binding
Source: RefSeq, a predicted model, not a curated record
CAUUUCUGUUUUGUGCUUAUGCAUUCCAUUUAUUAGAAGGUGCUUGUCCAGUGAAACAAAAUUACCAUCCUGUCACAUGCAGAAAAUUGCUUCUGUUUGAUAGUAUUGCACACCCCAGGAACCUACUAUCCCGAAAAAUUUUAAGUAACAUCUCUGUAGUUUACUGAGGGGUAGCAAUGUUAACUGCUGCUAAAACAAACAGAACGAUCAUGGCACCUAACAGGCUAACUCGUUUUAAUUCCAGCAUAAGCUUUUAUAGUCCAGGCAUCUGAGGAAGUAGGCUCUAGCGGCUGGAAUAAAAACGUUAGUCUCUUAGGUGCCACGACAGUCAUGUUUGUUUUAAACAAGCUUUAAAGUCGAUCCGUGCUGAACUACGUUUCCCAGAAGGCUUGGCCACACGACCCGAAUCUUUCACGAUCCUCUGGACUUUAAUCGGGAAGCUCAAGUUGCAAGGCAAAAAGGGAAAAAACCGCUGCUGCAUUUUGAAAAGAGGGCCAGAGUCUUUCUGCAAAACAGCUGAGAUGGCCGCGAAGAUUGCGGUCCUGCCUUCUCCCACCUGCCUUUAUGACGACCCCGUCCAAGUGAAAGUGGAGGGUCUCUCGGCCCUGCAGGCUGUCACCCUCCGGGCAUCCUUGGAGGAUGAAACCGGAGAGCUCUUCCAGUCUUUCGCUUACUACAGAGCCGAGAGCAACGGAGAGCUGGACCUCACCCGCUCUGCUUCCCUGGGCGGGAGCUACUCUGGCGUGGAGCCAAUGGGACUGCUGUGGGCUCUGGAAGCCCAGACCCCCAUGAAGCGGCUGGCCAAGAGGAACGUGCUCACCCCUUUCCGCGUCGCCUACGAGGUGUACGAGGGCCACGGACUCCGCGGCCGGCUGCUGGGCCGGUGCGUCAGCGAGAGGCGGUUCCUGGCCGAAGGGGUGGCCAGGAUCCCCGUGCGAGAAGGCCGCCUCAAAGCGACGCUCUUUCUGCCCCCGGGCCCUGGACCAUUCCCAGGACUGAUUGACUUAUAUGGAUCUGGAGGGGGUCUUGUGGAAUAUAGAGCAAGCCUUCUGGCAAGUAGAGGUUUUGCUACACUGGCUCUGGCAUACUUAGCCUUUGAGGAUUUUCCAGCUUUUCCAGAGUUAAUUGAACUGGAAUAUUUUGGUGAGGCAGUAGCGUUCUUGCAGAAACAACAGCAGGUUAAAGCUUUGGCGAUUGGAGUCCUGGGGCUCUCUAAAGGGGCUGAUAUGGCCCUGGCCCUUGCUGCAUUUUGGCCAGGCAUCAGAGCAGCUGUCAGCAUUUCUGGUUCUGGUUUCAAUUGUUUUAUCCCCCUGCGAGUGAAGGGGCGUAUGAUCCCUGCUCUUUCCUAUGACCUACAGAAGUUGAAGACUGUUGGUGAUGUGGUGGAUUCCUCUGAAAUCCUGGAUGAUCCUAGAGACCCAGCCACUUGGGAGUGCCGCAUCCCAGUGGAGAAAUCCUCAUCCAAGUUUCUCUUCCUGAGUGGGCAGGAUGACAGGAAUUGGCAAAGUGAGCGCUACUGCCAGGAAGCUGUUCAGCGCCUUCAGCAAAAUGGACGUCAUGUGGAGUUCUAUUGCUAUCCUGGGGCGGGGCACCUCUUGGAACCGCCCUAUCUGCCUUUGUGCUAUGCAUCUAUUCACAAGGCAUUUGGGCUUGUUAUGCUCUGGGGAGGAAAAUGGAGGGAACACGCAAAAGCACAGGAGGAUGCCUGGCAAAGGAUACAGACCUUUUUCAGACAACAUUUGCAGGAUUCUAGCAUCAAGAGUUAUUUAUAGACUAGGGCUCUGUGUCUCUGUGUGUGAGAAACUGCUGGUUAUUGAUGUGAGAAUAGAGUAUAUCCUACUUGGGUGUCUUCCAACACUAAUUCUGUGUUCUGGUAGACAAAUAUUUGUCUUCCAGUUAUUUUUUCUCCAAAAUACUUAAUGACCAAGACUAGGUCCACUAAGGUUAUGAGUUUAAGACUGUAGUCUUAUAUAAGCAUGUUGGGAGUGAUCUGUUUAUAUAACACAUUUUUAUCCGACUCCUCCUCCCAGGGGCUCAGGGUGGUGGAAGUGGUUCUCUCUUACCCAUUUUAUCUUCAUGAUAACCCUGUGAGGUAGGCAAGGCUGAGAGAGACUGACUAGCAAGCUUCAUGGCAACAUGGGGCUUUGAACCUAAUGUUGUUAGCCGCCCUGAGCCCAUCUGUGGGGAGGGCGGGGUAUAAAUCAAAAUAAAUAAAUAAAUAAAUAAUAAACCUAGAUCUUUUAGAUCUAAGUUUAGCUCUCUAAUCACUAGACUGUACUAGCUGUCUCGUGUUACCUUGAGCUCUGUUGGUGCUAACUUCCAAGUAAAUGUGUAAUGUUAGGGACUGCCUCUCGCUCUGGUUGGCUACCUCCAACUAGGGUUGAUAAACUAGCCUGGAGAAAAAUGUCCUGUCCCUUAACUUGAGGCUUAGAGUAUGGAAAUGGAAAGGUGAAGCUUAUACUAGCUGAUGUUAUUUACCUCCAUGCAAUGAAAUGCUUCAUCUGCAGGAUGUCUUCCAACAGUUGGCAACGUUACCUCCCACAUAGUCACCCAUGCUGCUGCAUCUCGUCCCUAUGUUUUCUAAGCAGCUAGUUGUCUUAACUCUUUGUUAAGGACACCUUAUGUUUUCUAGGCAACUAGUUGCCUUAACUCUAUAGUUAAGGGCAGCUUUGGUCUUGCCAUUUUCUUUGUCAAACAGGAAAGUUGAGCCCAUCUGUGGGGAGGGCGGGGUAUAAAUCGAAUAAAAUAAAUAAAUAAUAAAUAAAUUAAGUUGUAACUAUAUCUUACAACUUAACUUCCAGUUUAGGUCUGCUAUAUUCUGUCUUUACCCAAAAGUAAAGUUGAAUAGCAAUAGCUGUUCAUAGACAUGUCCUCUCAGAUUUUACAUCACCACAUGCUUUUGAUAUGGUUGCCAACAGGCCUGGAGAAAAAAAAUAUCCCUUUAAUAGAGGCUAAAUUUAUGAAAACGGACAGGUGAAGUUUUUCAUAGCAUG